AUGGCUGCACGUGAUAUGGUGUGUGCUGGGGCACGUAGGAGAAAUGGUAACGGGAAGACAACUCUCAUCUGCGGGUACCCUUGGUUACAUGAUAAUCCUAGUCCCUUAGUUCAAACAAUUAUGCCUGAGGAAUUGAGGGAGGCUCGUGUGGAAGGAUUAAUUGAUCAACAGACAAAUACCUGGGACCCCCAUAUUUUGGCAGAUUUAUUUGACCCGGGUGAUGUGGCUCGUAUAUCUAAAAUCCAGGUGAGUCCAGCAUAUGAGGACUCAUGGUAUUGGCUCAGUGACCCCAAAGGGGAAUAUAUAGUCAAAAAUGCAUAUAGGCACAUUAUAGGUGACCAUGACCAUAGCCCAUGUGCUUUUGAUAAAUGGGUAGCAUUAUGGAAAUUGAAGGUUCCACCUAAAUGGAAAACCUUCCUAUGGAGAACUUUAUGUGAUAUACUCCCCACCACAAACAACUUGCUUUUAAAGAGGGUAGAUGUGAACCCAAUAUGCUCAAUGUGUGGCUUGCAUCAUGAGGAUGUUAUGCACUCUCUUGUUCUUUGUGAUUAUUCUAGACUUGUGUGGAACACUACGGAACUGUCUAUCACAAAUACUUUGUCUAAUUCGUUUCCUGUAUGGCUCAUGGGUGCACUCAAUAUUUUGACAGAAGAGUAA
This is a messenger RNA of Ipomoea nil (Japanese morning glory), 657 nucleotides long. RefSeq lists its product as uncharacterized. The transcript has a single exon. Bases 1 to 657 code for a protein of 218 amino acids. Lineage: Eukaryota; Viridiplantae; Streptophyta; Magnoliopsida; Solanales; Convolvulaceae. The record is from RefSeq and is a predicted model, not a curated record.